GAUUGUUAUCGUUCACAGUCAACAAUCACAAAAUUGCAACAGUAGCGUCAAUCACAGCGAGAAUUCACCUGCGCGCCUGACAUAACUGUAAAGCUGACUCCAAGGUAGUCAAUUGUCGCCCAGAGCGGAAACCAUUUUGUCUCUUUAAAAAGGGGUGGGGAUAGCUACAGUAAGUUGGAGUUAGGGUUACUAAGAAAAACAAAAGGGUAGGGUCAACAAAUUUUUAUUUGAAAUGUGGCAAAAACGAAUUAGUUCUCCAUUUGAUUUUAGUGCUGAAACACGUCCGAACACGUUUGUGCAGGUAAUCGACAAGCAGCUCGUUAAAUGUGUGAAUAUCAAACGUCAAAUAACGGCCAAAAAACAACGAGAUUGAUUACUUUCAACAAAUAUCGUGAGUGACGGCCUUGUUACCUUUAAAGAUCUGUUUUUUUUUGUUACCUUUGUUGGUGUUUCGAGGCCAUUGUUGUUGUAAAAGAUUGGAUUUCAUUUCACGAUUACGACUGUGCAUUGUUUGGCUGACAUUUGCCUGAACUUAUUUUGUUUUCCUUACAGACGAGAGAACAACAUCCAACUUGUUUGACCUUUAAAAAAGUACGUAUGCAUUGAUUUUGGUUCCAGGAAGUUACCUUUAUCGAAACUUGACACAAAAAUGUUUUCAACACAUUUGCAGACGAUAAUACGACGUCAUCGAAGCCAAUUUGACUGUUGUGUUUUCUACUUCUUGGUUAUGAACUCGCCUUCAAGCUCGUUAUAGUUGGAAAACUGUCAAGUCGCUGUCAAGUGCAGCCGGCCCCCUUCUUCUGAAGAGAGAAAAUGGACAAUCCAGCUCUUUACAGUCGCCGGAAUUCCAGCAACCAAAUGCUCUACAGUCGCCGGAAUUGGAUGGACAAGGAAAUUUGUCUCGGGAUUUUAAGUGCCGUCCUUGACACCAUGUCCUAUCCUAAUCGUGUCGUUAAUGAUAGCGACCCCCCUCAUUCCAACAGCAUCGACGUCAAAGACCUUCACCGACUCUUGAUGAAAGGCUGUUACCACCAACGUGACCGUGAGAGCCUCGACCAUUCGAAAAAUCCGGUCGGGACUUUCAAAACUUCGCGGGAAAUUCAAAUCUUUGUCAAGUCUUGGUCGACGACGGGCAGAAUCAUCGCGAUCAAUAUCCAGCCGACGGCGACCAUCCGGCAAUUAAAGGAGCGGAUUUUUUACAAAGAAGAUAUUCCGCCGGAGCAGCAGCGCCUGAUUUACUCCGGAAAGCCAUUGCCGGAUGACGGAAUAAGCGGUGAAACUUUGCAAGACUACGGCAUCGGCCAGGAAAGCACUUUGCAACUUUUACUCCGGCUGAGAGGCGGUGGACCAUCAUCCUCAUCCGGCGUCGUCGACUGCCGGAGUAUCCAUUUGGCUCCUGAUUUGUUUGACGAGCGCUACCACCACGAUUUCAGCUGCAUCUGCGAUCAAGGAUUCAAUUUCUACCGGGGCGGAGUCAUCUACAUUCGCCCGUGCGGAUGGAUCCGGCUGGCCUUGAAUGUGGAAGUGAAUCAGGGCAAACGGCCCGAUCCUUUCUCAUCGGUCGAUGGGGAGUGGCCGGUAAGUUACCACGGAACUUCCUACCACAACGGACUAUCCAUCGCCCGCCAAGGAUUCGAUCUGGCCAAGUGCAAACGAUCCAAACACGGGUACGGCAUCUACUCGACGCCGGACAUUGAGUGCGCUCUGAAAUUCGCCGAAUGCGGAACUUACAACGGGCGCACCUACAAGUUGGUCAUCCAGAAUCGCAUCAACCCCGAGAGUUUGAUGAAAAUCAGCCGCUCUGAGACUCGCGGAGGUGAAUAUUGGAUCUCGUCCAGCGAAAAGGACGUCCGGCCCUAUGCCAUUUGCAUUCGUGAAUGCGUCAAUAACGACGGCCUUUGGUGUUAUUGA
This is a messenger RNA of Daphnia pulicaria, 1911 nucleotides long. RefSeq lists its product as uncharacterized. The coding region runs from base 814 to 1911 and encodes 365 amino acids. The transcript is spliced from 2 exons. The record is from RefSeq and is a predicted model, not a curated record. Lineage: Eukaryota; Metazoa; Arthropoda; Branchiopoda; Diplostraca; Daphniidae. Gene Ontology annotation, molecular function: protein binding.